Molecule: messenger RNA, 768 nt
Organism: Paraglomus brasilianum
Lineage: Eukaryota; Fungi; Glomeromycota; Glomeromycetes; Paraglomerales; Paraglomeraceae
Source: the annotation of a GenBank genome assembly
UCCAAUUCCGAAAUUACUAGUGAAUAUAAAAAUAUGCAAGUGGUAUAUUCAAAUCAUAGCAUAAAUACCAAUAAGGAGAAUGAUCAAUUACGUUGCAAUAAUGAGAAACUCUCCAAGUAUGUAUAUCAACUUAUAGUUGAGGUUAAGCAAUUACGCUCAAAGAUAGAUACUCUCAAAUCCCUUAUCACUGGUAAAGAUCUUUCACUUAGUAAAUUCAAGGACAAGAUUCGUACAAAAUCCAAAGAAAUGAAAGAUUUCUUAUCUAAGAUGGAGGCAUUGGAGACGAAAUUAUCUUCAGCUCAGGAGGACUUGUCUAUGAAAGAAUCUGAGAUUGGCCCCCUUAGGGCCGAAUUAUCUGCCUUGAAUUCUAUUCUAGUUUCGAAAAAUAGUGAAUUGGUGCAUAUGGAGAAUGCAUUGGCUUCGAAAGAUGACGAAUUGAAACAAAUGAAAGAUGAUCUGGCCUUGAAAACUUCAGAGAUACACUCCUUAGAAUCCAAGUUAUCGUUAGAACCAAUCAAAAUCGGCGGUGAGGCAGAUGAAAAAAAAAUACCGAAUUCUAUCUCACGGAGUGAUGAUGCUAUCGCAUCUGAUAUACCUAGUAAAGAUCUCAGUCAAUAUUUUAUACGUGGAAAAGGUACGGAUCAAGUUGGAAAAAUCGAUACAGAUAUACUGGAUCGCACUGAUGAUAAAAGUGCUUCUAUACCUGAGGAAUUAGUAAUUCAAGGCUAUGCCUCAUCUCCAAAAGUAGAUACUGAGAUUAUUCCCAAG